AAAUCUAUGAAUUCUAUAAUCCCUAUUAAAAACAAAAGCCAUUUUGUGGUGUCUGCAUUCAUUGAUCACAGGCUCAAUAAAGCUAUUCGAGUUAUCAUCAUAAUCAAAAGAAACAGUACACAGCCACGUUAUUGCAUUUACUGCAACAAUAGCCAAGAUUGCGAGUUUACUGCUGCUGAAAUUGAGAUACAUACAGAUCAUUUUGGCUUCCCAUUUGGUGCUUCAGAAGUAAACACACCCAGUGUGCAACCCAUGUCACCAUUUCAGCUGAUGAACACUAAGACAUUAGACAUAGACUUCCUGCCAGUAAAGAAAAGAGUGAAUGAAUACUCAUUCAAGUACAACUUCACCAUCUGUAUAUCCAACCUUUUUGGGAACUACAAUAAUGUUCUGCAGUUUGCUCAAACCAUGGAGAUGUACAAGCUUCUUGGUGUACAACGAGUGGUAAUCUACAACACCAGCUGGGACUUGGAGAAGCUCCUACAGCACUAUGAAUUUCUAAAGAUUGUGCCAUGGCCCAGUGACCAGUUCCUUAAGUCAUCUGCAGGAUGGAUUAUUAAAAUUCAUAAAGGUGACAUCCAGUACUAUGGUCAACUGGUAAUACACAAUGAGUGCAUUUACAAACACAUGUAUCAGUCCAAAUAUGUCCUGUUAAAUGACAUUGAUGAGAUCAUCAUGCCUUAUAAGUAUGCUAACCUUGCAUUAUUGAUGAAGGCUCUGCAAGAGGAACAUAAAGAGGUGACUGUAUUUCUCAUAGAGAACCACAUUUUCCCCAAGACAUAGUUGGAAGAAAGUGGUACGUUUUGCUGGACAGAAUGGAAAAGUAUUCCUGGUAUCAAAAUUAUGUAACACAUUUACAGAGAACCAGAGUGAAAGAACAUCUACAACCCCACAAAGAUGAUCAACUCUAGGAAUGUGAUAUAAACCUCUGUGCAUUCUAGCCUGAAACACAUUGGACAGGUCUAAAAAGUUCCUUUUGACAUGUCUCAGAUUGUUCGUGUGAGAAUACCAUUACAGGGAAGUCUUACCAAAGAGCAGUUAUUUGUUGACAAACGAGUGUGGGACUUUGAGCAAGAACUGAUACCAAAUGUGAAUAGAGCCCUACAGUUAUGUGGUUUAUUGAAAAGUCAAGAAUAA
Messenger RNA from Hemibagrus wyckioides, 1137 nucleotides. Its product is annotated as beta-1,4-galactosyltransferase galt-1-like. Lineage: Eukaryota; Metazoa; Chordata; Actinopteri; Siluriformes; Bagridae. The record is from RefSeq and is a predicted model, not a curated record.